This is a messenger RNA of Brassica napus (rape), 3703 nucleotides long. RefSeq lists its product as uncharacterized. Lineage: Eukaryota; Viridiplantae; Streptophyta; Magnoliopsida; Brassicales; Brassicaceae. The coding region runs from base 1 to 576 and encodes 191 amino acids. The record is from RefSeq and is a predicted model, not a curated record. The transcript has 5 exons.
AUGACGGUUUCAGAGCUUAACCAAUUUAUUUUCACGGCCGAUCCUCAGGUUUUUUUGUUUACAUGGUUGUGUUACAUUGGCUGCUCCACUUGCUCCAAGAAACUCAUACGAGAGGAGACUUCAUUCACAUGCGUCCCAUGCAAUGAAACCAAUGCUGUGGCUAAACUCAAGUAUCGUGUGAUUCUCUCCGUGUCAGAUGACACUGGUGCAGCAGCUUUCCUUGGUUUUGAUGAAGAGGUUGCUAGCCUGACUCAUGUUCUUGCUUCUGAUGCUGCACAGAUCGUGGGGAUAGGUACUAAUGCCCAAGUUGACAUUGACCUACCUCGCUCACUCGCUAAUCUGGUGGGGAGUACCUACACUUUCCAGCUCAGGUUAAAGGACUUCAAUUUUGGUCCAAAUCACCGAAGCUUUACCAUAUCUCGCAUAUUCCCCGCACGUGAUCUUGCGCCAAAGCCAACUUUUUUCUCAGGAGGGUGGCGAGGAUACCGAUCAAUCUCUCCCCCAAUCUGUGGCAACAUGAUUAAAUGUCAGAGCUGGUAUCGUAAACAAUGUUGCAGAUCAGCUCACCAAAGCUGAUGGUGACGUCUAGCACAUGAAGCAGUAGCAUCGGGUGAAGACGCUGGGGAAGCAACUGCACGUAAGAAAGCACGUGUGGAAUGAGUGCUAGCUUGGAACCCAAACAACCACGAUUAGACUAUGUCAUUCUCUGUUUUUUCAUAUCUGGAUUUGCUUUUUGUCCUUUAGUUUCUGUUUUUUUUUUUUAAGUCUUUGCUAUGUCGUUUUCCAAAUAUUUCUUAAUGAAAAACUAUGGGUCGUGGUUGUCCUAAUUGGCUAAUUCCUAUUUCUCAUGUGCCUAGCAUUAAUUAUAUUUUUCCUUAAUUUUAUCAUGGUUAUUAUUAUAGAUUCAGUUAUGUAAAGUUUGAACAAGCUAACUUCACCAGUGUAUGAACCAUCAUCCUUCAUUUUUUACGGAGUUCUAAUGUAAAAGCAUAUAUUAACCAAGUUAAAACAUUUGUUUACGUUAUGUUACAUGGUAAAUAAAAAACUAUUAAAAAGUCACCUCAAAUUGGGUGUUAAAUUUGGACUCUCUUUCCUCUUAGCACAUUGGGAAAAAUAACUACAAGUGAUUGGAAGAUCCAACUAAACUUAAAAUGAUGACAUCUAAUCACCUUGGCCAGCUACUUUACACGGCAUCAUUUAGGACCCAAUGACAUGUACUUAAUGGGGAUAAAUUUCCUAUUUAAGUUUAUAAAAAUUGGGUUUGUGCUAGGGGUUAUUCAUGUAUUUAAAAUUAAACAAAAUUUAGACUAAGUUUGCAUUGUAGAGUUAUAUAUUACAAAAUCAAAACAUUAAUAUAUAAUAAAUCCAUUACAAAAGUGACUUCAGAGUGGGUAUUUAAAUUUUCCUCCCUUUCCUCUUAUGUCAGUGGAAACAAUUAUUAAGAGUGAUCGAAAGAUCUAAGUGAAACAAAGAGGAUUGCAUGUAAAAACAUUGACCAUCGAAUUUCCACUGCUUCUUCCAAGACCUAAUGACAAGUACUUUAUGUGAAGAACAUUUGACAACAUUUAAGCUUUCACAUACUUAAUAUGUUAGUUCUCUCUUAUUACUAUAUGAUUAAUAUAAAUAUUUAUAUUAUGUUAAAUUAAAUUGGAACAGUAACAAUUGUUUUCUGAUUUUUUAGCCUAGACUGCUAGGACCUUUCGCAGAGAGUUAUUUUUUAUUGGUUGUUCUAUUCCGGUCUGGUUACCCAGACCACCUCAAGUUUGAGUAAUAGAAUGGCCGUUCGACGUCAAAAAAAAAAAAAAAAAAAUUGUAUGCUGCCUAUACGUCUCCCAUUGAUCAAAAAAAACUACACGCACAUCUUCAAUACAAUAGCAUGAAACAGCCGUUACAAACAAACCUCAUAAUUUUCUCUGGAUCUUCGUUGCAGACUCUGCAUCUGUGAUUUCUGAAAUAUAAUAAAAAAAACUUUGAGUACAUCUGCAUUGCAAGAAGUCAUGGUUAAGUCCCCAGUACCAGAAACAGAUAAAGGACCUUUAAGGAGAUCAAGGAGAACAGAAAGUGUUCCUCUACUAUCCACACCAUCAUCAUCAACUGCAACUAAAAGAAGCCGGAAAAAAAGGUAAGUCGUAGCGAGACACUAAUUUACACAUACUUAUAUAUUUUGACGACUUCUUCAAGUUAUUUACUCUCUGUUUCAUCAGUAUCUGAUGAACGCCAACCUUGGUUGAAAGAGCAAUUUCUACCACUCACACCUCCAACUUUGCUCGGAUGCAGAGGAGACGUAGAUCGUAUUAAAGGUAUAGCAUCCCUCAUUCGGAGACUUAUUUAUCAAGCCAAAUCUAAUGUGUUGGCUCUGACUUUUUCCAAUCUGAUUACAUUCUCAGAAACUAAUGGGCGGCUCGCCCGACAGAACCGAAGAAGCAUGCGCGCACAAAAGAGAAACAACGCACUACAACAAGAGAUACAGCACAACGCAGACGCUAUCUUAGCUGUUCAAAAUAACACUGUCAAUGUUGUUGACUCAGAACGUGGUAAUGACCAAGCAGGUAGAACAUCCAAAAUUUUAUUAUAAUUCGCAACUCACCUUGCAUUAUUAAUUUGAAUUAUAGAUAACAGAAGGAUAGCUCGGGCUCUGCGGAUGGGGAGACUAAUCAACAAGAGAGUAGCCACUACAAGAAAAUGUUAGCUCUUCGUUAAGACUUUAUAAUUGCUGUCAGUUUACAAAGCGUCUUAAGCUACUACGGUCUUUCUAUAACUAAUACCAUAGCUUUAACAUUUUUAUAAGCAGCAUUAGUGUGUGUGAGUGGAAGCCGACCAGGUAUGAAUCAAACAAUCUAUGCACAUGAAAUUAACAAUAUAUGUUGCCAAUAAAACUUUCUCAACUGAACUGGCAGGGAGGUACCGGCGCCCAGUUGUAAACAAGUGGGAGUUAGCAACAUGCCCGGACUGUCAAGCAAUUGUCUGGAAUGCAGAAGCUGUAGUUCAAGAGACACGGAACUCACCCAGAAGGUUCAGCAUAUGUUGUCAGCAAGGGCGUGUAAAGCUACCACCUAGACGACAACCACCUUCACCUCUGAAAGAACUUCUCCAAAAAUCAAGCUUCAAAAUUAUGAUCCGCGUUGCUAAUGGAAUGUUAGCCUUCACAUCCAUGGGUGGCCAAAUUGACAACUCUGUUACUAACACUCCUGGACCCUUUUCAUUUAGACUUCAUGGGCAAACUCACCACAGAAUAUAUUCUCUUCACAUGCAAUGAAGCAUGAAUGCUUAUCACGAUCGAUUAAAACUAUAAGUUCGUUUUGGUAUUAAAAUAUAAAAAUCGCUUAUAUUAUCGAAUACUGAAGAUAUUUCUAACACAAAUUGCAUGAUUUGGUUUUGCUCCGAGUCUAUAAACAUUAACAUUAACAAAGAAAAACAUUAGCUCUUCUUCAUACAGCUGCAGAUAUAUAUUACACGGUAACAUAAAUUUGACACAAAUAACAUUUACGAACAUAAUUGCUGCACAAUAAAAUAUCAAAAAUAAGGCCAAACAAUUAUUUGACACAUUUACGAAUAACAUUAUUCCUUACAAUUUAGUAAAACGAAAUUGAAUAUAAAGAAAAACGCAUCAAUACAACAACAUAUAUUACUCUAAGAUAUGAAGCAUACCCUCAUUUAGUCAUUUAUCGACCCCAAAAUAUAAACACUUUCAUUACACGUACUU